AUGGAGGUGCUGGAUGGCCCCCAAACAAGAACAGCUAACAAGAUGGCCAGACUUGUCAGGCCGGCCCCCUUCCCUCUUGCUUUCGCUCCGCUGCCCUCCGGCCGAGAGGGAGCCCCAGCGCGGCAGAAGCGGCGGCUGGAGGCGUUGACCCGAGAGCUGGAGCGGGCGCUGGAAGCGCGCACGGCGCGGGACUACUUCGGCAUUUGCAUCAAAUGUGGGCUUGGUAUCUACGGCGCAAGACAAGCAUGCCAGGCAAUGGGGAGCCUGUAUCACACCGAUUGCUUCAUCUGUGACUCCUGUGGGAGACGGCUUCGUGGGAAGGCGUUCUACAAUGUGGGCGAGAAAGUGUACUGCCAGGAGGACUUCCUGUACUCCGGGUUCCAGCAAACGGCUGACAAGUGUAGCGUGUGUGGACACCUCAUCAUGGAGAUGAUCCUCCAGGCCCUUGGGAAGUCCUAUCACCCAGGCUGCUUCCGGUGCUCUGUGUGCAAUGAGUGCCUGGACGGGGUGCCCUUCACUGUGGACGUGGAGAACAACAUCUACUGUGUCAGGGACUAUCAUACGGCUUUUGCACCAAAAUGCGCCUCCUGUGCUCGUCCUAUUCUCCCUGCACAGGGUUGUGAGACAACUAUCCGUGUGGUGUCCAUGGAUAGAGACUACCACGUGGAAUGUUAUCACUGUGAGGACUGCGGGCUUCAGCUGAGCGAGGAUGGACGCCGCUGCUACCCGCUGGAGGGCCACCUGCUGUGCCGCCGCUGCCACCUCAGGCGCCUCCGGCUUGGGCCACUGCCCUCACCUGCUGUGCAUGUCACGGAGCUCUGAGCUGGAGCAGGAGCCCCGACCCCUGGGGCCGUG
This is a messenger RNA of Myotis lucifugus (little brown bat), 855 nucleotides long. RefSeq names its product WT1 interacting protein (gene WTIP). Gene Ontology annotation, cellular component: P-body; nucleus; adherens junction. Gene Ontology annotation, molecular function: transcription corepressor activity. NCBI's taxonomy places the organism in Eukaryota, Metazoa, Chordata, Mammalia, Chiroptera, Vespertilionidae. Gene Ontology annotation, biological process: negative regulation of hippo signaling; response to hypoxia; cytoskeleton organization. The record is from RefSeq and is a predicted model, not a curated record.